Molecule: messenger RNA, 1843 nt
Organism: Theobroma cacao (cacao)
Lineage: Eukaryota; Viridiplantae; Streptophyta; Magnoliopsida; Malvales; Malvaceae
Product: ARM repeat superfamily protein
Cellular component (GO): endoplasmic reticulum
Molecular function (GO): adenyl-nucleotide exchange factor activity
Source: RefSeq, a predicted model, not a curated record
GUAAAAAGAGUGUUUUCUCGGUCAUUCCAAAUAAAGGAAAAGGAUCGAAGAGGAGGGGAGGAACUAGUCCUUCAACUUUCUUUUCCUCGAGUCCUUCCUAGAGACAAAGUCUUUAUCUUCUUUACAAAGAUCAAAUCGUGGAUAGUGGCGGAAUUGGGUUUAGGAUUGAAAUGGGGCGGAUUCCAGCUUCAAUAGGAACAGGGAUAGGGAUAAUAUUAUUAUUAAUUAUGGGGAUGGACAUGGCUAGGACUUCGGCUGAGCUCGAAAAUACGUCAUCUUCUGCAGGGCUGUUUUGGUCAACUGCCAAAGAGGAAGGGGAUCUGGUGCACAAGGCUGGACCCGCUGAUGAUUCCACCGCCGCCAGCGAAGACCUCGACGGCGGAUUUUCUUCUCUGGAUGGGAUGUUGCAGUGGGCCAUAGGUCAUUCUGAUACGGCCAAACUUAAGGAAACCGCACAAGAUGUUCAACGUCUCUCUCCCUCGGAGCUUAAGCAGCGCCAGUUGGAAUUAAAGGAAUUGGUAGAAAAGUUAAAAAUGCCAUCAGAUGCACAGUUGAUGCAAAUUGCACUAGACGACUUGAAUAAUUCAUCUUUGUCUUUGGAGGAUCGCCACCGUGCUUUGCAAGAGCUUUUGAUACUUGUUGAGCCAAUAGAUAAUGCAAAUGAUCUGUGUAAACUUGGUGGGCUUGUUGCGAUUAUAAGGGAGCUUAAUCACCCUGACACUGAUGUAAGGAAAAUUUCUGCAUGGAUACUUGGGAAAGCAAGUCAAAAUAAUCCAUUUGUUCAGAAGCAGGUCCUGGAACUUGGGGCAUUGGCAACACUAACGAAAAUGGUGAAAUCUAGUUCUGCAGAUGAAGCCAUUAAGGCAUUUUAUGCUGUUUCAGCCUUGAUCCGGGGUAAUGUCGCUGGUCAGGAAUUGUUUUAUGCUGAAGCUGGAGACAAGAUGCUUCAGGACAUACUUAGCAACCCCGGUGUGGAUAUUAGGCUACGCAGGAAGGCUGUAUUUUUGGUUGCUGAUCUGGCUGAGUGCCAGUUAGAAAAUAUAGAUCAACCUGAGAUGCCUUUUUUCAGCAAUCAUUUCUUCUUGAAGUCUGUUGUUGAUCUGACUGCUUCAACUGACCUUGAUCUACAGGAGAAGGCCCUUGUUGCAAUUAAGAAUCUCCUGCAGCUCAGGACAACUGAAGCUCUGGUGUUCAAGGACUUUUGUGGUUUGGGUGAUGCUUUGGAGAGGAUGAAGCAGCAGCUGGAGGAUUUGAUGUUGGAUGAAUAUCAUAGAGAUUAUGUCAUGGAUGUUGAAGGCCUCCGAAAAGAAGUUGAACUCAUUUUCCAGGCAAAGCUGGGAAAAGGAGUAAGGGUGCCAACAUGACAGAGAUGGUUCAUACUUCACCUCAGUAAUUUAAAUACAGGGUUUCUCAUAUUGAAAGAUGAGGUAGUUUUGUCGAGUCCCUUGGGCCUCACCUUGUAUUUUCUGAUAUUCGGCAGAAAAAUUUUGCCCAUCAGGAAUAUGGCAAAAAGAAGAUGGGAGGGAGAGAAUUAUAGCACAUACAAAACUGAAGUUCAUUGGUGACUUGUGGCGGGACUUUACUUAUAACGGGAUUUUGAGAUGUGACCAACUGUAAGUUACAAGCCAUGUGACGAACGUCUCUUCUAAGUUGCGUAGUUAUGUGGUUCAACUGCUUGUUUGGGAAGUGGAAAAAGACCAUAAUUGUAUAAACCUGGCUGAAAAGUAACCGUAAAAGGCAGUGGGAUUAUCGGUUUACCCGUUUAGUCAAUGAUCAAUAGAUGAAUCAGUUAUAUAUUUGAUAGUAUUUAUACAUUUUUACAAUGAAUUAGUUCUUUUGUCAA